Galendromus occidentalis (western predatory mite) is the source of this 716-nucleotide messenger RNA. RefSeq names its product mitochondrial ribosomal protein S10 (gene mRpS10). The record is from RefSeq and is a predicted model, not a curated record. NCBI's taxonomy places the organism in Eukaryota, Metazoa, Arthropoda, Arachnida, Mesostigmata, Phytoseiidae. Gene Ontology annotation, cellular component: mitochondrial small ribosomal subunit; mitochondrion. The transcript is spliced from 5 exons. The coding region runs from base 116 to 631 and encodes 171 amino acids.
CCACACACUCAACAACAACAACAACAGGAAUCGCGCAGAGUAUUCUCCCGAACACAUCGUCGCCGAUCAGAGAAAGGAUUCGAAAGUGGUGCUGAGCUCCCUUCCAGGCUCAAGCAUGCUGUCAGCUCUUUACACCUCACUGCGACGGCUUCCGUCUUCGCAAGCGGGCUUGCGUCUGCUGACCUCAACGACCGCGGCCGCAGCCGAGCCCAGCACUGCUCCGGACGAAAAUGCCGGCACCGAACCCAAGGUCGACAAAUUGUAUAGGCGACUCGUUCUCGAGGCUCGCGGACACGAUCCAGCAGUUCUCAAGAGCUACAAGUUCUUCGUUCUGGAGACGGCCAGAUAUUUGGACGUUCCCGUUUUCAAGACAUGGGAGCCGCCCAAAGUUCAUCAGCGACGCACCCUGUUGAGAUCCAAUUUCGCCAAGAAGAAGUAUCUCGAAACUUAUGAAGCGAGGACGUAUUUCCAGAUCAUGGAGUUUGAGAGACUGACGGGAUCGACCGCGGAUACCUUUUUAGAGUAUGUCGAAAGGAAUCUGCCUGAAGGAGUGGCGAUGAAAGUCACAAAAGAAGAAAUUAGACCUCUACCUGAAUAUCUUCAGCAUCAGCCGAGGCAGGAAGAAUCCUAGGUGGAGCAUUCAGGCAUUGCGGCGGAAAACGUAUUUUUCAGUGAUCAGAGAGCACUUGAUAAACAGAUGAUAUACUCCUCUCUAA